Molecule: messenger RNA, 1254 nt
Organism: Paramecium sonneborni
Lineage: Eukaryota; Ciliophora; Oligohymenophorea; Peniculida; Parameciidae
Source: the annotation of a GenBank genome assembly
UAUAACACUUAUUUUUAACAAAUAAUAUGGAAAAUUCAAUUAACAACGACCUGAUAGAGGACACUAUUCAAGAGAGUUGUAAUAAAAUAACCUUUUAUUUAAGCUAAAACUAUUCCAAUUAACAAUUAGAAAAAAUAUUGUCAGCCUGCUCCCUUAUUUGAAUCAGCUAAAGAGCAUUUUCGAUAAAUACAUAAAAUUUUAGCAAUUUUCACUCUACUAAAAUUUGUAGCAGCAUUUGUUAUUGUAAAAUUCAUGAUCUAUUUAGAUAAUUUUGAGAUUUACCUUAUUCUUAAAUGAGAAACCAAUUAAAAAUUACAGCAAUCUUUUUGAUAUAGCUUACUUAGAAAUUUGGAUGUAUUUAUCAUGUAAAAAAUAAUUGAUAUGUUAGGUUUUCAUAGUUUCUUUUCUUUCAUAUAUUAUAUAAAACUUUUAGUGUUAAUUGGCUAAUCACUGUAAUAUGAAAGUAUUGCAGUAUAGUUAGAAUACAUGAUAGAGUUUUAUAUACCCGAUAGCUUUUCAGAUUAAUAAAGAUAAAAUUAUAUAGAUGAAUAAGUCCGAUAUUAAAAUCAAGAAAUACUUAUCCGUUAGGGUAUUGUUGGAGACAGAGAUGAUAUAAGGAAAACUAGAUUGAUAGCAUAAGAAAUUAAAGUAUGCUUAUAUAGUAAAAAAAGAAAAAAAUAUUGUAAAAUAAUUUAUUGCUAAAUCUACAUGGAAAGAGUUGUUUUAUAGUGUUCUAAUUUAUCUAAUUAUGGAGUCUAAUCUUUUAUUUUAAUUCAUAAACUAAUACCAACUUGAAUGAAACUUAUAAAUUCGUUGCAAUAUAUUAAGGAUAUCUAUUCUCUGUAAAAUUUAAAUCAUAAAUAUCUAGAUUAUUUUUAUUGGUGUUUACCAAUAUUUAGAAAUUUACCUAAUGGUCUUACUAGUAAUAGUUUUCCUACCCAUUCUUUUGAUUUACAGCUUUUGUAAUUGGAUAAAUAAACACUUCAAAAAUAAGGGAAAAAUAGACGAUUCUUUGAAAGAAACCUUAUUUAAUUCAUUAGAUACUAUUGAUGGUAUCAGUUUUAUUAAUGAUUAUCAGACAAAGAGUGUUCAAUAUGUAUGACUGAAUUUUAAGAGGAACAAUAUAUUGUUACUUUAACUUGUUCAUCUUCUCAUAGAUUUCAUUCCAACUGUAUAAGGUCAUGGUUAUCAAUUAAUAAUAAAUGUCCUUUGUGUAGGAAUGAAGUACUAAUUUCCUAAGAAGACAUUUUAUGA